AUGAAAAUCAAGCAAACGACAUUGCUGCUUUUCUUGACCCUUACAAUCUUGCUCAUCGGCGGCAUCGUCGCCUUGAUUGUGGUAUGUAGCGUCAACCAUGGCCUUGCACCUGUCGAGAAUGCCUCCAGAACAGUUGCCGGAGUCGACUGGAGGCUCAGCCUGACAUGGAAAACCCUACCGUCGUUUCUCUUCCAGAUAUAUGGAAUGUGCGUUGCGGCCAUAGUUGAUGCAUUUGGAUUCAGACAGCCAUUUACUGAGCUGGCUCGGGAUGGAGGAGCCAUUGCCAGAAAGAGCAUUGCAUUGGAUUACCAGUCCUUCUUUCCCGGCCAACGAGAGUACGAAGUGUUUCGCAACGGACAUUGGCAUCUCGGUAUUGGUUUCGUAGUGUCGCAGACACUUCGUGUAGCUCUCAGUCCUCUCGCGGCACACAUGCUGGUCGAGCAAACCCACAGAAAUCAUCAAAGCCCGUCAUUGUUGCAGGACUCUGCCUUUUCCUCGACGACCAGCCUCAAUGGAUCGAUUGACUGGGAUCUUUCGACUAUAAUAGGAGCUGCAUCAUCAACGCUGGUAUACGGUGGCAGCUAUCCAAGGUGGUCCAACGGGCAACACGUUUUCCUCAACUUCUCUUCGCCCAAUUUACCUGGCGGCAAUAUCUCACAGCCAAAAGUCGUGGCCACGACACAACCCUAUUUUGCGAAGCUUGAAUGUCAAACUGUGUCGGAUGUCUGCGAUCGCAUGAUUCGCAUCACGGAUCCUGACAGUCUUGAUGGGAAUGGUGGCACAUGGUGGCUGAAUGGCACCAAUCGCGGUUGCUACUGGAGCACGAACCUUCAAAUCUCCAAUGGCUUCACAACAUACUUGCAAACCUCUUUAAAGGUGACUUGCGGGGCACACCGCGACUCACUUUUCAGUGGCCGUAUGAUCGUUGUCGGUGCUACCAAUGUAAACUUCAGCAAGACCGUGCCAACCGUUAUCACCUGUAUACCAACGUACUGGAACGCGCAGGCACGCAUCAGCAUGAAUCUCGACCAGGACUCCCGAAACUCAAUUCUCGGCUUUGAGCUGAAUGAGACGAAAGAGCUCCGGCCUCAAUUUUGGGAUUCUUUUGAGUAUGAACUGAACCAAGUCAAGUCAAUCGACACAACCCUCACAGGGGGCACAUGCGCAGCAUCGGCCACUGACUUCGGGAGGGUAGUCCUGGACAAUGCUCGCCUCAUCAACAAUGCGGACGCGAUGAAGGAGGAGAGCCUCACGAGCUCUUCACAGCAGGUCUUUGCAACAGUGUACCCGCUUCUGGUAAACGACUUCAUGAUACGGCCGAACGAGAGAUCCGUCGACAUUACUGGCAAUUUGACCUUCACUACGAAUCGACUGUUUGUCUACAACAUUUCUGCUUCCAUCAUUCUUGGAUUGUUGGUCUGUGUUGCCAUAUUGCUCGUUAUGAUCUGCAGGUAUACAGAGGGGCAUGAUUCAAUGCUUCUCGAGGAGCUCAUUGGGAUCAUCGGUUAUGCGGGAAUAUUGGUGGACAGUGUGGUAAACAAGAUCGCGACAGCCAUCCGUGGCGGAGCAAAUUACCAAGGAAAGACCACAGGGGAUGCCAUGAAAGUCCUCGAUACUCGUGAUGGGACAGUUCCGUCGUCUUUCGCGACGUAUGAGGAGGAUCAGGCGGCGACUCGCAUUGCACUGCAAUCGAGGGUUUCCGAGAUUGAAUUCAUCGAAAAGUAUUUCCUGUCAAAUGUGGGUGGUAAUGCUCAGCGACCACUGGAUAUCAGUCAACCGCAACCUCGAAAUGUCGACUAA
This is a messenger RNA of Cladophialophora bantiana CBS 173.52, 1800 nucleotides long. RefSeq lists its product as uncharacterized. The record is from RefSeq and is a predicted model, not a curated record. The coding region runs from base 1 to 1800 and encodes 599 amino acids. Lineage: Eukaryota; Fungi; Ascomycota; Eurotiomycetes; Chaetothyriales; Herpotrichiellaceae. The transcript has 2 exons.